Chinchilla lanigera (long-tailed chinchilla) is the source of this 849-nucleotide messenger RNA. RefSeq names its product family with sequence similarity 195, member A (gene Mcrip2). The transcript has 5 exons. Bases 86 to 568 code for a protein of 160 amino acids. The record is from RefSeq and is a predicted model, not a curated record. NCBI's taxonomy places the organism in Eukaryota, Metazoa, Chordata, Mammalia, Rodentia, Chinchillidae.
CGCCCCCGGGCUGCAGAGUGCCAGCCAGCGGGGCGGGAGAGUGGGUGAGUGGUGCGGGCCGGCCCUGGGCGCGGGCCGGCGCACGAUGUACACCAUCACCAAGGGGCCCAGCAAGCUGGUCUCCCAGCGCCGCACAGGUGCCACGCAGCAGCAAGUGGAGACCAGGCUCGGCGAACUCCUGAAAUGCCGGCAGCCCGCGCCGCCUACUUCGCCACCCCCGCGGGCCCAGCCCUCGAUGCCGCGGCCGGGCCCUUGGCCCCUGGCGAGUCAAGGGCCAAGGCUUGUGUUCAAUCGAGUGAAUGGCCGGCGGCCCCUCGCCACAUCCCCAUCCCUCGAGGGGACCCAGGAGACCUACACACUGGCCCACGAAGAGAACGUCCGCUUUGUGUCCGAAGCCUGGCAGCAGGUGGAGCAACAGUUGGAUGGUGGCCCAGCCGGUGAGAGUGGGCCAAAGCCUGUGCAGUAUGUGGAGAGGACCCCUGAUCCCCGGCUGCAGAAUUUUGUGCCCAUCGACCUGGAUGAGUGGUGGGCACAGCAGUUCCUGGCUAGAAUUACCAACUGUUCAUAGUGGCUGCCUGAGAAUGAAUGCUGCCAUGGAGGACCGUUUGCCAGAAGAGGACUAUGGUUCCCUAUCCACGAUGCGGCCUGGCUGGGUGCCAGCCAUACCUGAAGUGCCAGCAUUUGGACUUUUGCACCUGUUGUUCCCUUUGGGUCAGCUGUUCCAAGCUGCCAGGGGCCAGGGGCCAAACCUGUCUAACCUCAAUCCUGUACCCAGGGACCAGUCCUGGGGUUGGCAGCCCCUGGGGCUGGCAGGGAAGAGCUCCAGGCUAAUAAAGUUGAGAAACUGCC